Molecule: messenger RNA, 237 nt
Organism: Lachancea meyersii CBS 8951
Lineage: Eukaryota; Fungi; Ascomycota; Saccharomycetes; Saccharomycetales; Saccharomycetaceae
Source: the annotation of a GenBank genome assembly
AUGGAUACGAAAGACAUACUUCUCACUUUGGAAUCAAUAAAAAAGGCCUGUGGGGCUUUAUGCCGCCAAGAGCAAAGACGGACUCUCUUAUCCAAGGACACUAGACUUUUUUUGGAAUCAGUUUUUGAGAAAAAGAGAUCUCCUAAUUCAAGAGAACGUAAGGCAAUUGCAGACAAAUGCGGGCUGACCAGUGUUCAGGUGAGGGUUUGGUUUGGCAACAGGCGGGGGAGGGGGUGA